Messenger RNA from Clunio marinus, 771 nucleotides. The record is from the annotation of a GenBank genome assembly. NCBI's taxonomy places the organism in Eukaryota, Metazoa, Arthropoda, Insecta, Diptera, Chironomidae.
AUGUAUUGUUCGGAGCAAAUUGUUAUUCCAGAAAAAAUCUCAAAUUUAUUGAAAACAUAUGCGAAAGCUGCACUUAAAACUCAACCUUAUGAUUUAUUGCGUUGGUCAGCUGCAUAUUUUAGAUGUCUCUCUUUAGAUGUUUUACCGCCGGUUAAACCACGUUACGAGCAUGAAAAUGUAUUUGGAUGUUUGACAAAAGGUUACUUAAAGGUUCUCUUAAGUCAGGUUGGAAAAGGCUUUUUCAUUCGACGAGAUGUUCUCGAGCAUCGUUGGAGCGGAUUAUGCUUGCCAGAGGAUGAAUUACUUAAAUUUUUGUCCGUUACGAGAAUGCUUUACUGGCCUCAGGUUCAUUGGCUAAAACUGUUGGCGGUGAUGGUUGGAUCCAUUAAUCAAAGUUUUAAGGAAACAGUGAACAUGCUUUGUGAACUUUUAACUGAUGAGCCUGAGGGCGGGUCUUCACCAAUUCCUUUAUGGAUUUUUCGUGAAUGUUUCAAAUAUCUUGCUGAGCUUGAUUGUAGCGCUGAACAAACCUUUUUCGACGGUAGAAAAGUUUUAUCCGACGGCAUUUUGGAAAACGAGAUGAGAAUGCCAAACAUUCCAAAAAAGCUUUCAGCAGUUUCAUUCAAAAAUGCAAUAAUCGAUUACUGGAAAUUCAAUGGCGAGGGAGUUGAGAAGGUGAAAUUAAAUUUCUUCAUGAUUCUAUAUAAUUUUUAUGACGCCAGCAAAAGUAAAAAACAACAACAUAGAAAAGAAGAAGAUUCCCAAUUGUAG